Messenger RNA from Thamnophis sirtalis, 10699 nucleotides. Lineage: Eukaryota; Metazoa; Chordata; Lepidosauria; Squamata; Natricidae. The record is from RefSeq and is a predicted model, not a curated record.
UCAUUUUUGAUGGGUGUUGCUCAGUUACCCCUAAAGUAAGGAAGGUUUUGGGGACAAGGCGAGAAAUAGAGGUAGCACAGAAAGGGGCAGUGCGAGGCUCUUGGGUGGGGUGAGCGCAGGAACCGGCGGGCGUCCUGUCUGCCUGGGAAAGGGGGAAACGUACGUGUGUGUGUGUCUGUGUGUGUGUGUGUGUGUGUGUUGGGGGGGGCUUGGAUAGGAAAGAGGGCGACCUCUUCUCAGCUUGAAUCUAAGAGACUUCUCGAGUGGUUGGGAAGGAGAAUGCGAUUUUUGCUUUUCCUGUCAUACGUACGGUUUUUUGCUAGCUGGGGGUUUAAAAUUAGCUGUCGGGGCGAGUUUCCUUGAAAUUUCCUCCCGUUCGCAUGCCUGCGGCUAGCCUGCUUAUGGUGGUGCAGCCUAGAGAGAGGGGGGUGGGGGGGAGAGUUUGCGGCUGAUGUAGGAUCGCCGUCGGGUUUCUCCUUUCUCCUUCCCCUUCAGCGCGGAAAGAGGAGGAAGAAAGAGUCAAUCGGAGCCCUAGGCGAAAAACCCCAAGAACGUCCAUGGCCUCUCGAUCAGUCCGUUUUUGGACGAGGUGGAUAAUGAAAUCUUUGUUGCCACAGCUCUGACUACUUUUGAAUUUUAUUUGGGAACUAGCCAGGGUAUAUUCUUCCUGAAGACGUUGGGCAUUUCACGGAAUUACCGCAAAGAAGAGACUUUUCUCAUCUAACCUUUUGUAAUUCAGAUAUUUUAUUAAAACAUGGAAAAUGAGAUAUUCACACCUCUUUUGGAGGUCUUCGUAUCGAGCCCACUUGUUACCUGGGUUAAGACAUUUGGAUCCUUAGCUGGACAAAAUGCAACCAACCUGGAAGAAUAUGUUGCACUUCUAGAUGGAGUUUUCUUAAAUGAAGUUAUGCUGCAAAUAAAUCCUAAAGCAACUAGUCAAAGAAUAAAUAAGAAGGUCAACAAUGAUGCAUCACUUCGAAUUCAAAAUUUGUCUAUUUUAAUAAGACAAAUUAAAUCAUAUUAUCAGGAGACAUUGCAGCAAUUGAUCAUGAUGCCUUUGCCAAAUGUUUUAAUAAUUGGAAAAAAUCCCUUUUCAGAACAAGGCACUGAAGAAGUAAAAAAACUCCUUCUACUUCUCCUUGGUUGUGCUGUUCAGUGCCAGAAGAAAGAAGAAUUCAUUGAAAGAAUACAGAGUUUAGAUUUUGAUGUAAGAGCAGCUGUUGCUGCCCAUAUACAAGAGGUAACCCAUAAUCAGGAAAAUGUGUUUGAUCUCCAGUGGAUGGAUGAUAGUGCUCUGGCACAAGAUUAUAUUGAACCUCUCCUAAAAAACAUGGCAUUACAUUUAAAACGACUUAUAGAUGAGCGAGAUGAGCAUUCUGAGACUAUCAUAGAGCUUUCUGAAGAACGAGACUCUCUUCAUUUUCUACCUCAUGCAUCAGCAGCACAAUCACCUUGUGGAUCUCCAGGAAUGAAAUGCACUGAAAGCAGACAACACUUAUCAGUGGAAUUAGCAGAUGCCAAAGCAAAGAUUAGAAGGCUUAGACAAGAGCUUGAGGAAAAGACUGAACAGUUGCUGGAUUGUAAGCAAGAAUUUGAACAGAAUGAAACUGAAUUAAAGCGACUUCAGCAAGAGAAUAUGAGUUUACUUUCAGAUGCCCGAUCUGCCAGAGUGUAUCGGGAUGAACUUGAUGUUCUCAGAGAGAAGGCAAUCCGGGUUGACAAGCUUGAAAGUGAACUCAGCCGAUAUAAAGAAAGGCUACACGAUAUUGAAUUUUACAAGGCUAGAAUAGAGGAGUUAAAAGAAGAUAAUCAAGUAUUACUGGAAACAAAGACAAUGUUGGAAGAUCAGUUAGAGGGAACCCGAGCCCGUUCUGAUAAAUUGCAUGAAUUGGAAAAGGAGAAUCUGCAAUUAAAAGCUAAACUCCACGAUAUGGAGAUGGAACGUGAUAUGGAUCGGAAGAAAAUUGAGGAACUUAUGGAGGAAAAUAUGUCACUAGAAAUGGCUCAGAAGCAAAGUAUGGAUGAAUCACUACAUUUAGGCUGGGAACUUGAACAGAUAAACAGAUCAUCAGAAAUUUCCGAAGUGCCACAGAAAUCACUUGGUCAUGAAGUGAAUGAACUAACAUCAAGUAGAUUAUUAAAACUAGAAAUGGAAAACCAAACUUUAUUAAAAACAGUAGAAGAAUUACAACAUGCAAUGGGUUCUGUAGAAGGCAAUAACUCAAAACUAAUGAAAAUGGAAAGAGAAAAUCAAAGGCUAAAUAAAAAGCUGGAAGGACUGAAGAAUGAAUUUAUUGAAGAGAAACAAAGUCACCAGAGUAGUCAAAAUCUUUGCAAAGAUCUCAUGAAAGAGAAAGCACAGCUUGAAAAAACAAUUGAAACUUUGAGAGAAAAUUCAGAGAGACAGAUUAAAAUCCUGGAACAGGAAAUUGAACACUUGAAUCAAACUGUAACUUCACUUCGACAGCGUUCACAAAUCAGUGCUGAAGCAAGAGUAAAAGAUAUUGAGAAGGAAAAUAAAAUUCUCCAUGAAUCUAUCAAGGAGACAAGCAGCAAACUAAGUAAAAUAGAAUUUGAAAAAAAGCAAAUGAAAAAAGAGUUAGAACAUUAUAAAGAAAGGGAAGAAAGAGUGGAUGAGCUGGAGAAAGAAGUUCAUCAUCUUGAAAAAGAAAAUGAACUAUUACAAAAAAGAAUUACUAACUUAAAAAUUACAUGUGAAAAAAUUGAUUCUUUAGAACAAGAGAAUUCCAGUCUAGAUGUUGAAAACAGAAAGCUGAAAAAGACUUUAGACAGCCUGAAAAAUCUCAGCUUUCAAUUAGAGUCCUUAGAGAAAGAGAAUGCACAACUUGAUGAAGAAAACUUAGAACUCAGAAGAUCUGUUGAAUCUUUGAAGAGUACCAACAUCAAGAUGGCUCAAUUAGAACUAGAAAAUAAAGAACUAGAAAGUGAGAAAGGCCAGCUACAGAAGAGCCUGGAUCUUAUGAAAACAUCUUUUAAAAAGACAGAACGUUUAGAAGUGAGUUAUCAAGGCUUGGAUACAGAAAAUCAAAGGUUGCAGAAAACCCUAGAAAACAAUAACAAAAAGAUUCAACAUCUAGAAAGUGAAUUACAAGAACUGGAGUCAGAAAAUCAAACCCUGCAAAAAAAUCUUGAGGAACUCAAAAUCUCCAGUAAACGUUUAGAAAAAUUAGAAAAAGAGAAUAAACUUUUGGAGCAAGAGACAACCCAGCUAGAAAAAGAUAAGAAACAGCUAGAGAAAGAGAAUAAAAGACUCAGGCAGCAAGCAGAUAUUAUGGAUAGCACACUAGAAGAAAAUAAUGUGAAAAUAGGUCACCUGGAAAAAGAGAACAAGUCACUCUUUAAAGAAAUUGGUUUAUGUAAAGAAGCAUCUAUUCGUCUAAAAGAAGCGGAAAAGGAAAAUAAAGAGCUUGUAAAAAGAGCUACUAUUGACAAAAAAACACUUGUCACAUUACGUGAGGAUUUGGUGAAUGAAAAACUGAAGACACAGCAGAUGAAUAAUGACUUAGAAAAACUUACACAUGAACUUGAAAAGAUAGGUUUAAACAAGGAACGUCUCUUACAUGAUGAGCAGAGUACUGAUGACAGUAAGUACAAACUUUUGGAGUCAAGGUUAGAGUCCACACUGAAGAAAUCACUUGAAAUAAAAGAAGAAAAAAUUGCUGCUUUGGAAGCUCGUUUAGAAGAAUCAACAAAUCUCAAUCGACAGCUGCGCCAAGAGCUUAAAAUAGUAAAAAAGAAUUAUGAAGCCCUCAAGCAAAGACAAGAGGAGGAGAAAAUGGUACAGAGUUAUUCUUCAAAACUUGAUGAAGAAAGUCAUCCUGUCACUAAAUGGGAAAGAGAUAAUCAGGAAACUACUAGAGAACUUUUGAAGGUUAAAGAUAGAUUAAUUGAAGUUGAAAGAAAUAAUGCAACUCUGCAGGCAGAGAAGCAAGCCCUGAAAACACAGCUAAAACAACUUGAGACACAGAAUAAUAAUUUGCAAGCUCAGAUAACAGCACUUCAGAGACAGACUGUUUCCUUACAGGAGCAAAAUACAACCUUGCAAACCCAAAAUGCAAAACUUCAGGUGGAGAAUUCAACAAUUAAUUCCCAAAGCACAUCACUUAUGAACCAGAAUGCACAGCUACUGAUUCAACAAUCAACCUUAGAAAAUGAAAAUGAAUCCAUAAUAAAGGAACGGGAAGACCUGAGAUCAUUUUAUGAUUCUCUAAUCAAAGAUCAUGAAAAAUUGGAACAACUUCAUGAGCGGCAAGCAGUUGAAUAUGAAUCUCUCAUUUCUAAGCAUGGAAACCUUAAAUCUGUACAUAAGAAUCUUGAAGUAGAACAUAAGGAUUUGGAAGACAGAUAUAGUCAAUUACUUCAGCAAAAAGUACAAUUAGAGGAAUUGGAAAAAGGCCUCAAAGUGGAGCAAGAAAAGAUGCUUCAACAAAACAAGAAACAUGAAAUGGUAGCAGUGGAAUACAAAAAACUUGGUGAAGAAAAUGACAGUGACAAGUUGAAUGAAUUAAGAAGACAAAAAGAAAAAUUAGAAGAAAAAAUUAUGGAUCAGUAUAAAUUCUAUGAACCAUCUCCCCCUAGAAGAAGAGGCAACUGGAUUACUCUGAAAAUGAGGAAAUUGAUAAAAUCAAAGAAAGAUGUCAACCGAGAACGCCUCAAAUCUCUGACUCUGACACCAACCCGCUCAGAAUCUAGUGAAGGAUUUCUUCAGUUGCCACAUCAAGAUAGUCAAGAUAGUUCCUCUGUGGGCUCAAAUUCACUUGAAGAUGGCCAGACAGUGGGAACUAAAAAAAGUAGCAUGGUUGCACUGAAAAGACUGCCCUUUUUGAGGAACAGACCGAAGGAAAAAGACAAAAUGAAGGCCUUCUACCGUCGCUCCAUGUCAAUGAAUGACCUGAUGCAGUCCAUGGUCUUAGCAGGAGGACAAUGGAUAGGUAGUUCUGAGCAUCUGGAAGGUCCUGAUGAUAUAUCCACGGGUAAAAGGAGAAAAGAAUUGGGAUCUAUGGCCUUCUCUACUACAUCCAUCAACUUUACAACUGUCAACUCUGCUGCAGGCUUGAGAUCCAAGCAGUUGCUUAAUAAUAAAGAUACAACAUCUUUUGAAGAUGUAAGUCCACAAGGAAUUAGUGACGAUUCUAGUACAGGUUCAAGAAUUCAAGCUUCCAGACCAGCCAGUCUUGACAGUGGCAGAACAUCGACUAGCAAUAGCAAUAAUAAUGCAUCACUCCAUGAUGUCAAAGCAGGUGCAAGUAACAACCAAAGCAGGCCUCAAAGCCACAGUAGUGGAGAAUUUAGCCUACUUCAUGAGCAUGAAGCAUGGUCCAGCAGUAGCAGCAGCCCCAUACAAUAUUUGAAAAGUCACACUAAGUCUAGUCUCCUGCUUCAUCAUACAAUGUCAGAAAAAAUAGAUAAACAAGGAAUACGGAGAAUUAAAACUGAAUCCCCUGGAAGUGAAAUGGUUACUCUGCAGCAAUUUCUGGAAGAAAGCAAUAAAGUUACUUCAGCUGAGCUAAAGUCUUCAAGCAAAGAUAAUCUUUUGGAUGAAGUAAUGAAAUUUUUUUCGGAAAAUGCUGAAUUAACAGGAAGAGAAAAACUAAGCAAACAGACAUCAGGCAGUAGUGGUAUUGUCAGAUCGCAGAGUGUGAGAAACACAACAGAAUUAUUUGAUGGAAAGUUAGGUAAGCAAGAACCUCUUGCAAGGCUCAAUUUAAACAGAACAGAAGAUUCUAAAGAUUUGAACUUUUCAGAGACUUAUGCAGGCACUAAGGGAAAGGUCAGGUCUGUUAAAGAAAAUGUCCAGUCACAGCGACAAUCAAAAGACUGCAAUCCCUAUGCUACUUUACCUCGUGCAAGCAGUGUGAUUUCAACAGCAGAAGGAACUACUCGGAGGACCAGUAUCCAUGAUUUUUUAUCUAAGGACACUAGGCAGCCAAUAUUUGUUGAUCCAACUCCAACUACAGCUGAACAAAGUAUUAUAUCAUCUUCGAAUGUGGAAGCAAAACAAGAAAACAGACAUUCAAAAAGCAGUUGUAGGGGGCAAGAAAGCUUCUAAUUCAGUUGCCCCUACAACAUGAGAUGUGGGCCACGUGGUGAGUUUUUUGCCCAGGGUGUAAAUGAUAUCAUUUUCAUUUACCAAGAAAAGGAAGAAAUUAAUAUUAAUAAAUAAGAACACAUGCACACUACAUUAACAGUUGCCAGUAGUGCUUAGUGACUCGAUAUUUUGCCUACUGUUCAAGCCAAAUGAGAGUGGCACAUUUAAUUUUACCUGCCAGGCAAGGAAUAUUCACUUUUAAGUUUAUCUUCUUUUUCCUGUUAAAAAGUAAAGUGUUUAUCCAAAAUUCUAUUUUAUAUACAUACAGUACUUAAUCCUUAUCUGAACAUUGAUUUAUUGUUGUUUUCUGUAUUUUCUGUAUUGCAUUGAUAUAAUCUUUUUGGAGCAGGGCUCAUGCUUAUUAUGUUCAACUAUUCUGAGUGAUGAUACUGUAUUUUGUCUAGGGUACCCAUUAUAUUUCAGUGAGAUAGCAAUUUAUGAUCAGGGCAACUCAGAUUCUGUACCAAGAACAGCAGGAUUCUAUAGUUAGUAUUUUGUAAGCAGAUUGCCUCUUACUUGAAGUGUCUGCUAUUUUUAUUUUUUGCAUAAUAUCGAUCGUACUAUGUAGUGGAAGAUAGGAAUAUUUAGGACAUUCCUUAUUAUAGUUCCUAAAAACAUAUUUGCAGUAUGUUUCUGCUAUUCCAGGGACUAGAAACAUCUAGUAUUGCCAGUUAUCUCAUUUUUUGACAGAACUAUAGCAUCACCAACUCUGCAUAUGAUACAUGUAUAGGCAAAGAAAAUCAAACACCUUGGAUGCAAUCCUAUAUAAAGUCAGAUUCAGCAUGGUUCAAUUUCUAUAAUUUAACUCAAUACAAUAUUUGUACUUUAUUACAACCAGAUGAUAAUGCUAUAUAAUAUUUUCUAUAUAGGUUUCCCCCCUUUUUUUUUCUAGUUGCUGCUUAAACUGCUACUAUUGUAUCUUGCUAGUUCUUUUCAGCAAAUUUUUAGAUUUCUUCUAUAGCUAAGCUUUCCUUUCAUUUUCUCUUCUCUUUCUGCUUUUAAAUUGAACAGAGAGAAAAGUGUCCUUCAGUAUCUCAGUAUGAAGCCUUUAUUUCUGAAGUAACAAGGUAUUCGGCUAUAGGAGUCAUGGUUUUAAAAAAUUCAAAAAUUUUACAGUCCUUCAUGAAUAGAACAGUCAAGAAAUGCACAUCUCCUUUCCUUGAAUCAAGGAACUGUACCAGCAGCUGCUGAUUUUUUUAAAUACUAUAUUGCACAUUGCACUGUUAUGCUCUAAAAGAGAAUUUUCAUCCCUCCGAGGACCAAGGUUUGUGCAGUCUCAAGAACUACUUCAGGAACAUAAUUAGUGUGUUCUAGUUUCUUUAUGAACAUGGUCACCAGUUGCUUACUACUUCCACUCUACUAGCAUUUAGUUCUGUAAAUCUGAAUUAAAAAAGACUGUUGUAAAUUGUGGAAAUAGUUGUAAAUACAGGUAGGAAAAAUACCUCCACAAGCAUCUUGUCACUUCAGUCUUAUUGGUGUGCAUGAUGUUACUCUUAGGAAAACAAAACUGCUGAUUAUUUUGAUGUAUAUGGCAAGAAGAAUAGGUACUUCAAAACACAAUUGAAUACUUAAUAGACCCUCAAAUUAAUUACUUUUCCAUAUACUUUGUGUCACAAAAAUAUAUUCAUUUUGAGGGGACAAAAAGAUGCUAAACACUAUUUCUAAAGUUUUGUUGGAUGAAAUUGAUUUUAUUUUCAAUAAAAACCAUCCAAAAUAAUUUUUCUCAUUUUAAGUAUUUAAUCUAUAUUUUUAAUUUGGUAUUUUGAGAUAAAUGGCUUAAAAAGUGUUUAUAGGAAAAAUCCAUCAAACAUUUUUCAAGCUGUUUUAAUGACUUACUAUCAUAUUUCUUUCUUAUAAUGUGCAUUAAGGCUGAUUAAAAUAGUUGAUACUUAAUAUUUAUACGUGAACAAUACAGGAAAUUAGAUUUGGUUAAACUUUGCAGAUGUACAAGGGUUUCUGGUUUCUAUUAAAUUUCAAAGUUUAUUUUCUUACAAGCCACUAAAUUAUUAAUAUUUCCAUGAUAUGUAUCAUAUUUAACCUUAAAUGAUUUAUUUAAUCUUAAUAUAUGUGUAUCUUUAAUUUCAUUAUUUGUAUCUCAGCCAAAUUAGUCACAAGUAGAGUUGCAAUAUCUUGUUUAAAUCAGAUCCAUUGCCUAUACAUUGUAUAUAUUUUUAAAAAAUAAUAAUUAUACUCACCAGGAUUUUGCUGACAAUCAAUGUUAUUUCUAUUAGAUAAAAAUAAAUCCUGCCCUUUUCUGUGCCAAAUGAAAAGCAACCUACAGAGCAAUAUGGGUCAGCUAAGCAGAACAACUAGAUGUCCUGGUUUGGGAGCAAUACAAUGUAUAAUCUUCAAACAGCUGUGCCUGGGUAGAUUUAUUCCUGAUUAAUGUAACAAAUUAAGCCAUAAUCAAUUUCUAAUCAGGAUUUAACUGAAAAAAAUUAAAAUAUUUUGGUUCACACAACCCACAAAGGUAUAGAUUCUAUAUUUACACAUCCAGCCAGUAAUAGUAUUAAUGCAUUGGUGGUGCAUUACCUUAACAACUGGAAUAAUUCAAUGAAAUGGGUUCGUAUGUUGCACAAUUGCAGCCAUAAAAUUUAUGGUGUGUGAUAUAGGCUCUCCCCGAUUUUAAUGUGGGGAAAAAUUAUAGUAGUAGCCAGAGUAGAAUGAACUUGUGGCCACCUUUAUUUCUCAGAGAAUGAAAUAUGAAAAUGGAAAUAAAGGGCAGGAACCCUUUCCUUCAGUUCAUACAAUUUCAACCUAUUGGAAAAAAGUAAUUUGAAUAAAUAAAUCCUAAAGUUUAAGCCUCCUAGAUAGCAUUGUCUAUUUAGGUAAGAAUGGCAUUACACUUGAUAUAGGUAGAUUGACAUGGUCAAGAGCCAAAUCACAUUACUAUUUGCAGUGGCUGUUUUACACUGGGCACAGCAAUGAGAUACUUUCUUUUUUAUUUAUUGAUGAAAUAUCUAUCCAGAGAUCUUCAAAUUGACUAUCAUUAUUAUUGUUUAUUAAAUUUAUACUCGGUCUUCUCAAGAAAGUUAAGACAGCUACCAUUUAAAAAAUACAAACUUAAAAGAAAUUCAUAUUAAUGCUAAAAUUAAUUAAUCAGAAAUGUAGUGGAACAGAUGCAUCUAAUAAGCAUUGAACAAUUUUCAAAAUUAGUUCCAUGAAAAUACCAAAGCAGUUGUACUAAAUCAGGUUAAAUCUAGGUUAGAUGAAUAAAAAGCUGUGUGGCACACACAAGCCUCUUUAUGCAAGCCUCUUUAUAAACAACACAGAAAUGAAGGGCCUCUUCAGUUGUUCUAUGUCAUCUUGUGCAAUCACUAUUACCUGCAGAUAUGGAAAUAUGGGAACCUGAAAACUCUCAACAUUAGGCGGAUUUAUGAUUCUAAUCUUGUACAUCUGAAUAUUUAUCAAAUAAACUACUGUUUUGUAUUAAUUACUUUCAAAAUGUUUGCAGUUUUGAGAAACACCUGUUUUUCAAGCACUUAUUUUUGAUUGUACCUAUUUUUCUUGAUUUUUCAGUUUUGUACAUGAUUCAUACAGUUUAUAUUUGGAUUUAGGUACAAACUUUUUCUACAUACAGUUUUACGUAGUACAAGCUUUUGGUAUAAUGAAGAUGACCAAGAGCAUAAUAUUAGUCACAUGAGGUUUGCCUAGGAAAAAUUAAUAAUAGAUUAUGCCUUUUUUAAUUAUCCAAUUUUGGCAGUAGGUUUGGUUUAGUAUUGCAAAGUUAUAUAUGUAUAUUUAGGCAUAAUCCACAGCUAAAAUGAAUUAUCAUCUUGUGUUAAUGAAACCUAACACUGAUAUUUCUGGACAGGGAGUUUGAGAUUUGUGAACUAUAUGUAAUUUGUCUCCAUAGCUCUCUUUAAAAAUGUAUUUUGUGAAAAGCCAGAUGAUUUUCUGCUGAUAACUUAAGACAAAUAAAUCUUGAUACAGGUAUUCUUCAGGAAAACCAAAGCCUUGUUUGUUUAUAGCUUUCCUUUCCAGACUACAUUUGAAUAUAACUGGCUUUCCUUAUCUCUCUAGAUUUCACAAAUUUUUAAUCUAAAGAAAUUAAAAUGUAUGCCAUAGUUCCUUGUCCCAAUUUUCAUUAAUGAUUCAUAAAAAUAUUUUUUAAAAAAUAUAAAUCUGUAGCAGUGUCAAUGUGUCACUUUGAAAUCAGUCACCUUUAGGACUAAAUGCAAGGGCUUUUUUCUUUAUACACACCAUUCAGCAGCUGCAAAAUAAAAGUUGCAAAUUUGCUGUAAUACAAUGAAAAUAUUCCCACUCUGUUGCUGCUGAUUGCUAAAGCUACAAUCAUUCUUUCCAGAAUGCAUUAUUUCUUAAAAUUCUUGUAUUUUGAGAGAUGGCACAGCUCCAACAUGGGGCCAAUAUAAGUUCUUUGUAAACUCUAUAUUGUAUUGUGUAUAACUCAAACAUUGUUCAGAAUGGAACUGCCUUAAAAGGAAAAACAGCAUGUGGCUGUGACACAAACUAAACACUGUUAUACAGAAACUGUUAUUUAAAAUUGUAACUUCCUUUCUUAUACCUAAUAAGGAAUUUUGUAAUGUUUGCCAUUGUACACUACUUAUGUUAUUAAAAUUUGAAACAAAA